Messenger RNA from Cladophialophora yegresii CBS 114405, 1593 nucleotides. RefSeq lists its product as uncharacterized. Gene Ontology annotation, cellular component: actin cortical patch. Lineage: Eukaryota; Fungi; Ascomycota; Eurotiomycetes; Chaetothyriales; Herpotrichiellaceae. The transcript has a single exon. Gene Ontology annotation, molecular function: phosphatidate phosphatase activity. The coding region runs from base 1 to 1593 and encodes 530 amino acids. The record is from RefSeq and is a predicted model, not a curated record.
AUGAUGCUGCAACUCUUGUCCGCCGCUUCGAUCCUUCUGCUACGAGCCUCUGCCGUCCCCACUAAAGUCUCCCCUCAAGAGGAGGCAUUGAUUACACCCGCUCCAACUCGUACGCUUGCGGUCUAUGGAUCUUAUGCAGGAGCACGGCGAGAUGUUCUCAGCGAUAUCACGGCCGGUCUCGACUCAUAUGUCAACUCUGUGUUUUCCGAGUUGGGGAGCGCGAUACCUUCGUACGUGUCCAAUGGCUUGCUGCCCGGCCUACAGAACCUUCCCACUGGGAGCGAUGUAGCCAGCUCGGUAGGAGUCAGCAGCUCGGAUCUUGCUGCUUCUCCCACACAGGUAUUGAACAUUCCAGGAUAUGGAAACUGGACAUCUUCGGGCUGGAACUUGCGUAUACAUGGGAACGUGUUCAAACAGCCCAACAUUUCCAAUGACACUGUGGACGACCUCGCCAAUUUCUUCCUGAUCGACACCAGUGUUGCGGAUCUUCCACCAUCCCAGCAGGACCAAGCCCGCAACCUUACGCGAGAGAUUUAUGUUGUGCAGCAAGGGCAUCAAUCCGUCACAAUGGAUAUAGUGCCAGGUCCGCAAUUCGGUUCGAGUGGGCAACCUGGAGGAGGGGGCGGCGAGACUCCAGCGGGUGGAGAGCAGGUCAUCACGUUGCCGUAUCCAACCACCCCUGAAGGCGACUUUGACGUCUUCGUACCAGUCGACAGCAAUUCGCUUGCAUUAACAUCUGGUGCUGGCGAGAUGCCCCCACAGAGGCUGAAUGUGUACACUCAGGGGACUGACACAGGCAAUGCAACCUCGUACCUUGUCUCAGACCAGGGCCUCACCAUCAUCUCCGACAUUGACGACAUCCUGCGCGUCACCAAGAUCUACCAGCCGAAAGAGGGCCUCCUCAACUCCUUCGCCCGUCCCUUUACUCCCUGGAUGAACAUGCCCGACAUCUACCGCAACUGGUCCGUCAGCCUGCCAAACAUGCACUUCCACUACCUCACCACGACACCCGAACAAAUCACCCGCAACUACAUGGAAUACAUCUAUGCGAACUACCCUGGCGGCAGCUUCGACACCCGGCCCCUCAACUUCAGCGAUGUCUCUGCGACGCUUUCCAUCCGCAAGUUCCUCCUCGACAAGAUCUUCCAAACAUUUCCAAAUCGGAAAUUCAUCCUCGUGGCGGACACGAGUAACUCGGACGUCAUGCGGGAUUAUCCCGAGUUGGCGACACAAUAUCCGGGCCAAGUACAGUGUAUAUUCCUGCGAAAUACCUCAGCCACCGACCCGGGUGACAAAUUUCCAUACAACACUGAGGGGUUCAAGAAUCUGAAUCAGAACAGCUACAUGUUCUUCAAGGUGCCGGAUGAUCUGGCCGGUUUGGAUAUCGUGAACGGCCAGUGUUGGAAUACCACCAUCCCGCAGAAUUUGACAUUUGGGUAUCAGGGCCUGCCUUUUGGGUUGUCAACGGGUGACGGCAAUUCCAGUAGCAAUGAUAACGCUGCCGGGAGGUUGUUGGGCGAUCGUGGUCUGUUGGAGAGAUCCAGCACGCUCGCGAUGCUUGUGCUGGGCCUGGUCGCUUUCAACAGCUUCUGA